AUUAUUUUUCCUUCAUCCUGAAGAUCUUAGGACUGAAAAAAGGAAAAUCAUGUGGAUGGGUUUGCGGAAAACUAACUCAGACUCAACCUUGUAACGCCAAAAAAUAACCUUCAACAAUUUUGAAAACUGUUCAUUGAAUGACGCAUGAUUGACUUUAACACCCUACCCUUUGUUUCUUCUGUACCAUUUUUCAACUCUAACCCACAGAUGAUUUGUGGCUGCAAAUCUUUGAUAAAAACUUCUCAAACAUGUAAGUUGUUUUUUCUAAACCCACUCUGUCUUUGUCUGUCUUUUCCUCCCUCCAACUUUCUCUACCAAAACAUUUUAUUUUCUUCUCAAGAAACCUCCUUUGCUUCAUCAAUGGGAAACAUGUUAGUUCUGUACCACUUGAUUCAACUAAUUAUGGAAGCAUGUUGACAGUUUAAAGACCCAAAAUGCAGAGAUUUUCUCAGAGAGAAAGUGUUCCUUCAGGUUAUAGUCCUCAAGCUACAUUCACGGCUUCAUGUUCUUCUCCGGAGAUGCCACGUAGAAGCUCAGUCUCAGAUAUAGACUUCCAUGAUGUCUUCGGUGGCGCACCGAGGAGGCCACUAAUUCAAGAGACAAAAUAUGGUUUUGGUGAAACUGAAAACAACACUGAUCAUUCAUCACCUGCCUUCAAAAGAAGUGAUGAACCGGUUGUUGCUUCAUCAUCACGGAAUCCAUGGUCUUGUUUCAGCAAAAAGCCAGUGUUCGAUGAAGAAGGGAUGGCCCGGAUAAGACGCUCGAAAAGUGAUUUCUUCCAUGAUAUUUUUCAAGGGAACCAUUCAUCGAGUUCUUCAAGGAAGUAUGAAAUGAAUGACCCUUUUGCACCAAGUUCACGGUUAAUAAAACCGGAUAGAUCUUUGUCACCAAAGCCUGAACCUUUUGGCAGUUCAUUCCCUGCUCAAUCGAGACUUCUAAGCCUUCCUUCUAAAGUGAACAAAGGAAUGGACCUUCCCAAUUUAACCACAUCUAAAAGCAAGGAUGGGGCUUCCAAUGGCUUAAGUUAUUUGAGAGAGUCGACAAACCCAACUAAGCAUGUGGAGACUGAGACAAAAUGCAAUCCGAAUGGAGAUUCGAGUAGUUUGGAGAUUUCGAAAAACGGCAGCCGAUUUCACUUCUCAAUAUACAAAUGGGCAAACAUAGGAGGUGUACCAGUAGCCAUUCCUUUAAGGGGAAGUGAUAAACUCAAAGGGAAGGAUAAACUGCAGAGGUGCUCAAGUGCUAAUGGAUGGAUAACAAGUGAAAGCAAAGCAAGGGAACCAAAAGAUAAACUGCAUAAUUGUAAAUCUUUUAGAGUAGAGCACGGCAAGAGUGAAAAUGUAGGCUUGCUAAUUGAUUCGAGAAAUGAAGAUGGAGGACCCGGUCAAGUUAUCGAGGAAAGCAACAUUACCAAAUCCGAGUCAGAAAUCAUAAACAAGCUUAAAAGCACUGAUAGGAAUGUUUCUAAGGGAAAAGUUUCUGCAGUUGAAAAAGCAACUCACAAGCCUCAACCGAAACCUCUGAACUUGAUUUUCAAUGAUGACUACGAUGACGAACAAGGCAAUGAUGAGAUAACUAGAAAUUGUGGAAGCAAAGACAUUUCUAAAAUGAGUGCCAAGAAACAAGAUGUAAAGAAAAGGGAUACUUCAAAAAAUGUAGAAGCCAGUACAACAAGAAUAAAACAUUCCCCUAGGAACUCUUGGGAUGAUACAAAAGCCAGAGUUAGAGGAAAGGUUAAAGAAUUCAUCAAAAUUUUCAACCAAGAUGCUUCAUCGAAACCUAGAACGGACACCGCACUACCAGAGAAUCAUGGCUCUAGUCGGAAGGAAAGAGGUACAGUCCAGCCAGAGAUUGAAACAAGUAUUAGCAUGAAUAAAAGGAUUGAGAAAAUUCACUUGAACAAUGUGCUGAAGAAGAAAUCAUAUUCAGAUAUUCCUGCUGCGAAUCACAUGUGUAACGGUGCAUCCGAGAAGAACAUCAAUAGCUCGGUGAAUGAUACCGUUUCUGAUGGAUUCAAGACUAUUGUUGAAGAUCCAGCAGAGUCAUUUGAUAACUACAUUUUGGUGGAAGAACUGAGGCCAGAAGAGAAAAUUUUGCCACAAUUUGGCAUUGAUCCUGAAGAAAUCAUGGCCAUAGAUGAUAAAAUACAGCAAUGGUCAGAUGGAAAACAAGGCAAUAUUCGUUCGCUUUUGUCAACCUUACAAUAUGUUCUUUGGCCCGAUAGCGGUUGGAAGUCGGUGCCUCUCGUGGACAUAAUUGAAGGACCAUCUGUGAAAAGAUCAUACCAAAAAGCUCUACUGUGUCUACAUCCAGAUAAGCUACAGCAGAAGAGUGCUGCCUCAGAUAAAAAAUACAUUGCACAACGAGUCUUCGAUAUUCUGCAGGACGCAUGGACUCAUUUCAACUCACUCGGUUCGGUGUGAUUAUCCCACGACUAUAUUCGAUUAAGUUUUGACAGAAAUCCGAGUUUUCCAAGUUUAAUGUUACACCAGAAGAACAACCAAAAUGAGUGAAUUAACAGAUAAUUUAAUAUGUAUAUGUAUAUGUAUAUGUAUAUGUAUAUGCAUGCAUAUAUCCUUUGAGCAAUGGCAUAUGAUUCAAGAACAGGACUUUUUAACAUUAUCACCUUCUUUGUACCUAUUAGUUUGCAGUUUCUGCAAAAAAAAAAAGAAAAGAAAAGUGAAGGGGGGUGGUUCACCUUGUUUGAACAUUGUAAUGGCCUAAAAAGAAUAUAAAGGUGAUGUACGGGUGGUCAA
Gossypium raimondii (Peruvian cotton) is the source of this 2756-nucleotide messenger RNA. Its product is annotated as J domain-containing protein required for chloroplast accumulation response 1. Gene Ontology annotation, cellular component: intracellular membrane-bounded organelle; cytoplasm; vesicle. Gene Ontology annotation, biological process: clathrin-dependent endocytosis; clathrin coat disassembly. Lineage: Eukaryota; Viridiplantae; Streptophyta; Magnoliopsida; Malvales; Malvaceae. The coding region runs from base 435 to 2423 and encodes 662 amino acids. The record is from RefSeq and is a predicted model, not a curated record. Gene Ontology annotation, molecular function: clathrin binding. The transcript is spliced from 8 exons.